This is a messenger RNA of Colossoma macropomum (tambaqui), 4655 nucleotides long. Its product is annotated as leucine-rich repeat and fibronectin type-III domain-containing protein 4. Gene Ontology annotation, molecular function: protein binding. The record is from RefSeq and is a predicted model, not a curated record. Lineage: Eukaryota; Metazoa; Chordata; Actinopteri; Characiformes; Serrasalmidae. The transcript has 3 exons. The coding region runs from base 1 to 3045 and encodes 1014 amino acids.
AUGGGGGAAAAGCUGUGCGAGAUAAGCAGAACAAUACAGCGAAAGAGUGAGAGGAAAGGAGGAGCCGAAGGAGGAGGAAGAGGAGGGGAAGGUCUGUGGAUAAACCCCCUUUCUACCAUGCAAGACUCCCCAACCCCCCAGUCAGAAAAAUCACACCCGCCCCUCAUUUUACGACAUCAUCUGCGUAACACACAUUCCUCUACUCUUCCCCUUCAUCCAUCAAUCCAUUCUCAACCACCCCUCCUCAAGCCCUCACAAAAGCUCCCACCAUCAUCUUCUCUGUGCCCAAAGUACACCUACGGCUACCUGGCCCCCUCUACAUCACCCCCAUCCCCACCUCUACCAUCCCUCCACUGGUUCACACUAGUCACGUGUGCCUGCUUCCUGCCAGCUCUGAUAGGACGGAUUCCUGGAGCACUUGCUGGGGAGACGUGGGGGGUGGUCUCCGCAUGUCCCUUCCACUGCGUGUGCCGGAAUUUAUCAGAAUCUCUGAGCACGCUCUGCGCGGACAAAGGUCUCCUCUUUGUCCCACCAAACAUUGAUCGUCGAACCGUCGAGCUCCGCCUUGCUGACAACUUCAUCCGAGAGGUGGGAGGUGCAGACUUUGCCAACAUGACAGGACUGGUAGAUCUGACACUAUCCCGAAACACCAUCAGCUUCAUCAAACCGAUGGCAUUUGCAGACCUCGAGAGUCUCCGCUCCUUGCACCUGGAUGGGAAUCGGCUCAUGUCACUUGGUCCAAGAGACUUAGCGGGCAUGCUGAACCUGCAGCACCUCAUUCUAAACAACAACCAGCUUAUCAACAUCUCUUCUGAUGCCUUUGAUGACUUCCUGCUCACACUGGAAGACCUGGACCUGUCUUACAACAAUCUGCGCAAAGCACCAUGGGAUGCCAUCCAGAACAUGGCCAGCUUGCACACACUCAACCUCGACCACAACCUCAUUGACCAGAUUGCUGAGGGUUCCUUCAGCGAGCUCUAUAAACUUGCUCGGUUAGACAUGACCUCAAAUCGCCUUCAGACUCUACCACCUGAUCCCUUGUUUGCGAGAUCCCAGACAGGGGUAAUCAGCCCCACACCAUACAAUGCAGUAGUCAGUUUGAACUUUGGGGGAAAUCCCUUGCACUGUAACUGUGAGCUUCUCUGGUUGCGAAGGUUGAUUCGGAGUGACGAUAUGGAGACUUGCGCCACACCGAUUCAUCUGGCAGGACGUUACUUCUGGUCAAUACCUGAGGAAGAAUUCACCUGUGAGCCUCCACUUAUCACUCGCCAUACACACAAACUCUGGGUGUUAGAGGGCCAAAGGGCAACGCUUAAAUGCCGUGCUAUUGGAGACCCUGAGCCAGUGGUGCACUGGGUCUCACCUGAUGACCGGAUUAUUGCCAAUUCAAGCCGUACUACAUCAUUUCGGAACGGGACACUUGAGCUCCUAGUGACUGUGGCGCGUGAUGACGGUGCCUACACCUGCAUUGCAAUCAAUGCUGCAGGUGAGGCCACUGCAAUAAUCGACCUCAAGGUAAUUCCUCUUCCGCACCGAGGGAACGGAACAGUACCUUUAGCCCGUGAUCCAGGGUCAUCAGAUAUAACGCGAGGGAAGACAUCCAACGGGCAGAGUCCCAGCCAGGACACUAAUGCUGACGCAAAAGAAGUUAGAGAGGAUGUAGAGAUGGAGCCAGAGGAUGGAGGGAGUGAGGGAGGAGAAGAUCAGCUUGUGGAGGUGCAGGGAGUGACCUCCACCUCAGCACAAGUGCGGUGGGAUAUUGGUCAACUGUCAGGAGCAUACCUGAUUUGGAUGUACCAGAUACAGUACAACUGCACUGCGGAUGAGACCCUGGUGUACCGAAUCCUGCCCUCCACGAGUAACAGCUUCCUUCUGAAGAACCUUGUGUCUGGAGCAGACUACAAUCUGUGUGUUCUGGCCAUUUUUGAUGACACCGUAACCUCCAUGGCUGCUACAAAGGUUCUAGGCUGCAUUCAAUUUAGCACGAAGGACAACUACCCAGACUGCCGUUCACUUCAGGCCCAUUUCCUGGGUGGGACUUUAACCAUCUUGGUGGGAGGGGUUGUAGUGGUUACAUUACUAGUGUUUACUGUGGCGCUGAUGGUUCGUCAUCGGGUCUGUAGCAACCAUGAUGACCACAGAGACAUUGGUGACGAGGCUGGAUGCUCAGGAUCAGACUCUCCGGCCCUUGCCGCCAAGGGAGCCAAUGUUUUUUCACAGAGUAAUGGAAACGGGGAUGUAAUGAUGGUGGUCUUACCCAACGGGUUGCUUCAAAAACAGAGAGGGGGAGCAUCAGGGGCAGGAACAUCGCCCAAGCCACCACCAACCCCGAAACCCAAAACACUGCCCAAGCCCAAAGUGAAUAUGGACCAGCUAAAAGCAGGGCUUGAGGGAGGGGUAGGGUCACAGAGGGCGCUUCCACCUUAUACCCCAGAGACGGAGCGAAUGCCAAUGUACUACAGCCCUAAAAACCCGUCUCCGUCUACACUGCCUCGCCAGUCGCGCCAGUUGGUAGCUGGGCAGAGCAAACUUCAACCCAUAAACAGGGACGUAGUAAAAAGGGCAAGCUUCAGCUUAGCACCUCCCCCUCACUACAACACUGAUUUAAGCGACAGGCGAUUCAGUACGGGCGGGGCAGUGGUCGUAAGACGAGGCAUUACAGACAGUAAAUGGAAUUCGUCUUUGGCCUACCAGAGCCCUGUCCAUGGUGCUGUAAGACGCAAGCGCAGCUCUUCCUUUGACAUGGGUAACAUGGCCACCACAACCUGUUAUAGCUAUGCCAAGCGGCUGAGCAUCAUCUGGACCAAACGUAGCCAGUCGCUGCAUGGCAUGCUGGUCCAGUGCGCCUCCACCACCAGCGCCUCCACAACAACCAGCAGCAGCAGUGGAGAUUCGCAACUGCGGCACAAGCGCGGUUACAUUCACGCCUACAACACCACCAACUCCAACUCUAACCCCAGCUCCACCAGCGCAGACCGAGAGAGGGAAAAAGAGAAGGAGAACAAAAAGGACAAAGGAGAGGAGCUGGAGGAAAGUGUGGUGUAGAUGGAGAGGUAGGUAGUUGUGACAUAUAGACUGAAGAAAGGAACACAGAGUUGAAAAAAGAGAAAGUGCAAGAGAGAGAGAAGGAGAAUGAAAAAGAAUGUAGAGGAGCUUGGGAAAGUGAAGACAGAGAGGGAGGUGAGCUGUAAUGCAGAGGCUGGAAAAAAGAAACAAAGGCAGAUGAAAAAGACAGAGACAGAGAGAGGAAAAAAAGGAGGGCUAGAGGAGCGAGAGAAGAAGGAGGGCUGGAGGAGCAAGAGAGUGACCGUGAUCUGCCAGAAAGAAGGAGAUGAAAGAGGGAGAGUUAACGGGUGAAGUGCGAGGUGAGGUGUGAUACGUGGGUGUGUGAGCUCAGGGGGAAGGCAGCUGUUAAGGCCUAAGCGAAAGGUUGAGUGGAGAGAUGAGAGGUGGAGAAAAGAUGUCACGAGAGAGGGAAAAAGAGAGAGCAGACAAACAAGAAAAAAAAAAAGAAUACAAGGAGGGGAGUGGGAGGUAGGAGAAGGAAAGCAAGACAGAAAGAAACAGAGGCAGGAACCAGGGUUGUGACAAAUGGACCACAGAGUCAGAACACGCACUUGGUGGAUAUAAGAAACGGACCCCACGAGACAUGCGUCCAAAGUGGAUUUCUGAAACACAGAAAUGCAAUCUUUCCCGAAAAAAAAGCCUAUAAUAAGAGUAAACAGAAGACCUAAACAAGCGCAGGUAUGCAGCCUGUUUCAGGACAAAGCCUAAGCAGAAAAUGACUUCUAACGAAUGACAGAGAGUGAUGGCAUUGGAUCGGUGAUCAAUUAGCCAUCCUGUCACCCAGACCAUGGAGCCAGGGGCGGUGGACGGAAAUGCCGAGUCAUGCCCGAUCAAUGGGAUACGAUCAUUCGAUAGAGCUGGCACCGGCAGGCGGAGGGCUGGUGUUACAGCGAGUUGGAGAAUGGAGGGAACAUGAACCAGACAUGGGCGUGAAAUGCAGCGCUGGGAUGAUGAUGAAAUGAUUCGGGACAGAUUUAGAACACAGACCAAUAAAUGGAUGUUGACUGAGGAGGAAGGGGAUUGGAUGCGGUGUGUGUGUGUGUGUGUGUAGAGCAGCUAGCGUUGUGAAUAUGGAAGAGGAAACACUCCUUUUGUUUACUUUUGUGACAUCACUGGAUGCGCCAUGUACCCAUAACCAUCCAGAAUGUGUUUUCACAAACCAGAGACUGAGGCAUUAUAACAGUGCCCAGAGUCCUUCAUUCAAAUCUCAUAGUCAUUCAGAUUACAUAGAAGUCACAGAGACAUAGAUCCAGUACAUGAAGGAAUUCAUGCUAUAGCAAGGACAGCAGAGAGAGAAAAAAAGAGAGAAGAGACAUUGCCAUGAACUUCUGUUUUCUUGAUUUUCAUGAAUGAUAAUAGAACCGGAAAAAAGUGCAAUUUUGUUGCAACACUUUCAUGAUUAUUAGUUAUUAAGAUGAUUGUGAUUAUCACUGAGCUUAAAAGAGACUAGAAAAGAAAAUUAAUGAGCUCACCGAUAAUUAUAGCCAUCCUGAUAAUGAUGUUUCUGUUUGAUCUUAUUUUGCCAAAGUAAAUAUUGUUACCUUGACUUGAUAUUCUAAAUAAUGAAAUAAAACUGAAAAAUAAAGAUA